UGUUAGAUAAUAAACCUUUCAAGCAUAUGCAAACCAGUUUGAGCCCAACGCACCCGCUGAACAGUCGCAGGCAAUGUACGAGGACGAGGAAACGGGUUACCAAGGCAACGAGGACGAAAAAGACAACAAAGUGUCGCCCAAACAAAAACAAAAGAAAAGCAGGCGUCCAACAAAUGUGCAAACAGCAAAUGAUUUGAGUGCCAAAUCGACUGCCAGCUUUUUCAGUUUAUGCAUUACGGGCCAAAUAGUGUCGGCGACAUUUCCCUUGGGCCCGGACAAAGAUUUCAUAUUCUGUCGCUAUGAGCUGGUAGCUGGACCGGACUGGCAGCUGGCAUCGGGUCCUCAAUAUGGAAUUACACAGAUGUCGACCAACAAGAGUGGGCAUUUUAAUGACAAAAUUGUCUUCAAUAUGCCCAUCGAAGUCACGUACAAGAGCACCAGCCCCUUCGGUUGGCCACAGAUACUAGUCAGCGUCUUUGGACAGAACGGAAAUGGCAACGAAAGCCUGAUGGGCUAUGCACACGUUUAUAUGCCCAUCUUCGGGAGUCGUCAACAGAACGAGCAGAUCUCAAGCUUAAGUCAAGCGCCCAUCCUAAGGCCCAGAAGCCCAAAUAUGCUGGGAGAUAUAACAAGUUGGCUUUUGCGACGCCAGCCGGAGCUGAAGAAUCCCAAAAUACUAUUAGACGGUGCGCAGUCGAAAGGACUAUCUAUGGAAUCCUAUGGCACUCUGGAGUUCCAGCUGCAUGCGGUGAUGCGAGGAGCUCGUAAGCUAGGUUACAAUUGGCAUGCCUGAAACCAGAUAAUGGUAAUAUAUGUAUAUAUAUUUAUAUAUAGAUAUAAGUAUAUAUGUGUGUGA
This is a messenger RNA of Drosophila hydei, 856 nucleotides long. It is a transcript of the gene B9d1, whose product is annotated as B9 domain-containing protein 1. Gene Ontology annotation, cellular component: MKS complex. The transcript has 3 exons. NCBI's taxonomy places the organism in Eukaryota, Metazoa, Arthropoda, Insecta, Diptera, Drosophilidae. The coding region runs from base 74 to 793 and encodes 239 amino acids. Gene Ontology annotation, biological process: cilium assembly. The record is from RefSeq and is a predicted model, not a curated record.